AGGUACUAAAACUAAUAUUUCGUGUAAUAUCAAUGAUCACAAAUGUCACUAGGUGAAUUAGUGGUGGAACUUUGGAUAGUUGAAGACAUCAGUGAUUAAGUGUGGGAAAUAAGGAAGACAUUGGAGGAUACAAAUCAAGUUUCGAAUUAUGAGCAACUACAGGAACUACGCACCAUGGAAUAAGACCAGCACAAGUAGUUACUCCAGCGGCAUCAAAAAGGAAUCCCCAGGAAUACCAAAGUACGACUUAACAUUUGGAAGAAAUCGAACUGAUGUUAGCAAAAAGGCAGAUGAUGAUAAAGGCACAUCCAGAAUUGCUACAAGAUAUGGCAGCUCCUAUAGUGCGGGCUACCAACGUGACAGUAGUGUACCAGGAUAUUCUGGAAGAAUCGAAUCCUCCAGGAUAAAACCAGUUCUGGACAAAAAAGAUACGAGUCAUCCCCCUGUAACUUAUAGACCCAUUGGUCGCACCGGAUCAAGAUCUAGAGACCCUAGCCCAGUAGAUAAAUCGGAAAAAAGUUCCUCUUCUUCUUCCAGUUAUAGUUAUAAUAGAUUGUAUCCAAGACCAUACCAAGGUUCAGCCAGCCGCGAAAAAUCAGAUUCCAGUCCGGCUACUACCAUACCUAAAUACACCGGUAGAACCUCUAUUGGGAGAGAUGAAAUUCCAAGGUAUACUGGUAGGUCCUCAACUUCCAAAGAUGAUUCUUUAUCUGCGAGGUAUGGUAGGAAUUCAUCUAGAGAAGAUCUUUCGUCAGGAUCACAGAAAUAUAUCAACAGUAGGUUUUUACCUAAAAAUGCCGUUGAGAAAAGCUAUACCGCUCACACAAGACCUUCAAAUAUAAGAACAAAUGAAACAAGUAGAAAAAAUAGGGAACUUUUAAGUGUUCUACAUGCUCAACAAGAACAAGAGAGACUGAGUAGAUCUUCUAGUAGAUGUUCAUCUGUAACUCCAGACGAAACAGUUUCCUCUUUGCAUACUGAGAGUAAGUCACAAUCACCUCCAAAACAAGUAGAGAUGGAAACUAUAACAGUUAUAACAAGAGCAACGUCUCCAUCACCUGUAACGACACAAAACAACAGUUAUCUGCGAAGUAGGAGAAUUGAAAUAGCAAAGUACGUAGAGAAACAAAUUACAAGACCAAAGACCAGAACCCACACUAUGGUAGACAAGGAAAUGCAGUCAGACAGAUUGGAUGAUACCACAAGAACAUCUAGGUUUGCUGGAGCUUCAAGGAUAUCAACUUCGCCUUGGUCAUCGAUUUUAGAUAUGAAAUUUUCUAGUCCAAAUAGUAAACAAAAGACUUUAAAUAAAUCGGAAAAUUCCGGUCAGGAAGAAGAGAAACAAAAGGAAAUUUGUGAUAGUCCAAAAAAUGUAUCCAGAAACAAUUCGUCAAAAAGCUUAAGCCCGUCCUCCACUAAAUCAGAAAAGAAGGAUAUAAAAAAAUCGUCACCGUCUCCUCCUAAAUCAAAAAUUGUUCCCCCAAAACAAAUACCCAAUGAUAAAAAACAACUUCCUCCGCAAAUUCCGAAAUGUGAGAAUACAAAUAAAUCAAAUUCGUUACAUUCCUUACAAACUACUAACAAAGACUUUCGUAAAUCGGUACUAAAUAUGAAUCCAGACGGAAAAUCAAAAAAGAAAUUAGGCAGGCGCAGUAACUCAGCGAGUUCCGCCGAAUCCGAUGCGGCAGAUCCUGAUGCGACGGAUGUAUCGGAAAAUCUAACUAGUUGUAAAUCAUAUCACACUUCGUCUUCUAAACUACCUCAAAAGGUUUCUUCUGAUAAAUCACUUCAAAGGAAUAGUAGAUCUCCCAGUUCCGACGCCAGUACCUCAUGCCAUACAAGUAGCAGUGACGAUGAUUUAAAAACUAAACAUGAGAAAAUUAAAAGAAAAAGUGCUGCUUCAUCAAGAACUUCGAUAGUAGUAUCUUCCGCUGACGAAUUCUCUUCAGAUAAAUCUCCCAAACCUCCACAAAGUCCAAGACCGAAAAUAGACGGCAUGAAAUCCGAAGCUGAAGCAAAAUCAUUUUUAAUGAGAGCUUUGGCACCAGUAACAAAUCUAUUUAAAGUCAAACAUCACGGAUCAGAGGAAAAGGUGAACUGGAUGGAUCCUAACUCUGAAAGUAACAAUGAAGUAAGUAAAAAUUCUCUGUCUGAUGAUGUUCAAAAUUUACACUCGUUUGGGACUCAGAAUACACAAUCUGUUGGACUAAAACCUACCGGAACUGGAUUAAUACCAGCCAAGAUAAUUAUACAUCGAGUUGAAUCUACCGAGAAACCUUGGUGGUUAGAUGAAAAAUCUGGAAAUUCGGAGCAGUCGUCACUGCAGGAUGAUAAUCCAAACAAGCCUUCCUUAAAACAUGUUGAUUCUGGGGAAGUUUGUUGGUGGAAUCAAGAAUUAGACGAUAAAUCUGAAAUUUCGCGACAAGAUCAGAGCAGUUCCCCGAAACAGACCUCAAAGCAAGAAAACAGCACAAUUAAACCUCUCUUACGGCGUGUUGAAUCUGGAGAAAUUGCUUGGUGGAAUCAAAUGUCAGAUGAGAAAUCUUCAGGACAAGACCUUUCUAGGUCUCCCAAGCAAAUGUCGCAUCAAGAAAAUCUAAAGAAGCCUUUAAUCAAACAUGUCGAAUCUGGUGAAAUACCUUGGUGGUUGGACGAGAAUGCUGAAAUUCCAGAAGGAGUUCAGACAUAUCCUAACUGGGUUAGAGAGGAUGGCACAACUGAAGACGGAAGGAUAAUUUACAAAAUAAGAAAGAAUGAUUCGGGAGAUACAUCAUGGUGGCUUAGUAACAGCGAUAAGACAGACUCAAACCAAACUAAGCCGUCGAAUAUAAUGGAUUCCGAAUAUUUGGACAAACACAAAAUAAGGCACAUAGAUUCAGGAGAAAGGUCGUGGUGGCUAAACAGUUCCGAGAAUAUAUCCGAAAUGGUUCAAGCUACAGAAGGAUCUAACCAAAAUCAGGCCAAAUACGCAAUACGCCAUCAAGACUCUAAUGAAAAGGCUUGGUGGUUGCAACAGAACACCUCAGAGCAAAACAGGGAUUCCGAAUAUGAAUUUGACCAGGAACAAGUGCCUCUUGGCGACAGAGCUAGCCCAGAAGGUUUGGAAAUGCCCAAGGAGGAUGAACACCGUCUGAGUCCUUAUGAUAACGUACGGACUAAUCAGAGAGCCAAGAGACCUUCGCAGUUAUCGUUUUUUAUUUCAAAGCAUACUAAUAUAGAUGAUAUUCUUGGGGGUUCCACGCAAAUAUGGAGUCCGCUGAUGGAUAGGCUAUAUGGAUAUGAGGGUGGUCGAAACGAAGAAUGCACAGAAAUUGACGCGGCGCAGGUGAUCAUACACGAGGGCACACCACAACGGACAGUCAACCAGGCCAACAUACUGAACAAGGCAGGUUUUCCAAAACCAUCUGCUCAUACAAAGGUGAGUAAUGUGUGGUUUUUCUAU
This is a messenger RNA of Anoplophora glabripennis (Asian longhorned beetle), 3442 nucleotides long. RefSeq names its product dentin sialophosphoprotein-like. The annotation marks the transcript as partial. NCBI's taxonomy places the organism in Eukaryota, Metazoa, Arthropoda, Insecta, Coleoptera, Cerambycidae. The transcript is spliced from 5 exons. The record is from RefSeq and is a predicted model, not a curated record.